AUGGACAGCAACAGCACGCUGUUGAGCUCCGGCUCUCCUCCUCCAUCCAUCCACCCCGAGAUGGUGACUUUUACGCCCACCAUCUUCCCUCGGGUGGGCUACAGUAUACUCUCCUUCCUCAUGUUCAUCAACACGGUGUUAUCCGUUUUUAACAAUGUUCUCGUCAUAACCGUGUUGCUGAGGAAUCCGUCGCUCCUCCAGCCCAUGAACAUUUUCAUCCUCAGCCUCGCGGUGUCGGACCUCAUGAUAGGCCUGUGCGGCUCCCUGAUCGUCACCAUCACCAACUACCAAGGCUCCUUCUUUAUCGGCCACACAGCCUGCGUGUUUCAAGGAUUCGCAGUCAAUUAUUUUGGUCUGGUGUCACUCUGCACUCUCACCCUGCUUGCCUACGAGCGUUACAACAUGGUGUGUAAACCGAGAAAUGGCCUCAAGUUGAGCAUGCGGAGAAGCCUCCACGGGCUGCUAAUUGUCUGGAUCUUCUGCUUGUUUUGGGCGGUGGCUCCGUUAUUUGGCUGGAGCUCCUACGGACCGGAGGGAGUCCAGACCUCCUGCUCUCUGGCCUGGGAGGAGAGAUCGUGGAGCAACUACAGCUACCUCAUCCUCUACACGCUCCUCUGCUUCAUUUUACCUGUUGCGGUCAUCAUCUACUGCUACUCCAAAAUGCUCACAUCCAUGAAUAAGCUGAACAGGAGUGUGGAGCUCCAGGGUGGGCGUUCCAGCCAGAAGGAGAAUGAUCACGCCAUCAACAUGGUCCUCUCUAUGAUCAUAGCUUUUUUUGUUUGCUGGCUGCCCUACACGGCACUGUCAGUGGUGGUUGUCGUGGAUCCAACCCUCUACAUCCCUCCACUGGUCGCCACCAUGCCCAUGUACUUUGCCAAGACCAGCCCGGUCUAUAACCCCAUUAUCUACUUCCUUACCAACAAGCAGUUCCGUGAUGCCACUCUGGAGAUGCUGUCGUGCGGCCGCUACAUUGCCCAUAUGCCCACCACCGUCAACAUCAACAUGCACUCCUUGAACAAGAGGAGCCGACUGACUUCCUUAGGCAGGAACGUCAACUCGCACAGCAAGGUGUUGCCUCUGUGA
This is a messenger RNA of Cyclopterus lumpus (lumpfish), 1083 nucleotides long. Its product is annotated as parapinopsin-like. The coding region runs from base 1 to 1083 and encodes 360 amino acids. The transcript has 4 exons. The record is from RefSeq and is a predicted model, not a curated record. Lineage: Eukaryota; Metazoa; Chordata; Actinopteri; Perciformes; Cyclopteridae. Gene Ontology annotation, biological process: G protein-coupled receptor signaling pathway; visual perception. Gene Ontology annotation, molecular function: G protein-coupled receptor activity. Gene Ontology annotation, cellular component: membrane; photoreceptor outer segment.